AUGUCUGGACGUGGUAAAGGAGCAAAGGCAAAGAGCAAGGCCAAGAGCCGAUCAACCCGUGCAGGGCUUCAGUUCCCUGUCGGUCGUGUCCACCGUUUCCUCCGCAAGGGAAACUAUGCCAACCGUGUUGGUGCUGGAGCUCCAGUAUACCUGGCUGCCGUUCUCGAGUACCUGACCGCUGAGAUCCUCGAGCUCGCCGGCAACGCCGCCCGCGACAACAAGAAGAGCAGGAUCAUCCCCCGUCACCUUCAGCUCGCCGUCCGUAACGACGAGGAACUCAACAAGCUUCUUGGAGGAGUUACCAUCGCACAGGGUGGUGUUCUCCCCAACAUCCAGGCUGUCCUUCUCCCCAAGAAGACCGGCAAGUCUGCUUAA
Messenger RNA from Lytechinus pictus (painted urchin), 375 nucleotides. RefSeq names its product late histone H2A.2.2. Gene Ontology annotation, molecular function: protein heterodimerization activity; structural constituent of chromatin; DNA binding. NCBI's taxonomy places the organism in Eukaryota, Metazoa, Echinodermata, Echinoidea, Temnopleuroida, Toxopneustidae. Gene Ontology annotation, biological process: heterochromatin formation. The coding region runs from base 1 to 375 and encodes 124 amino acids. The transcript has a single exon. The record is from RefSeq and is a predicted model, not a curated record. Gene Ontology annotation, cellular component: chromatin; nucleosome.